Messenger RNA from Didymodactylos carnosus, 1104 nucleotides. The record is from the annotation of a GenBank genome assembly. NCBI's taxonomy places the organism in Eukaryota, Metazoa, Rotifera, Eurotatoria, Philodinida, Philodinidae.
AUGCUUCCAAUUAGAUUAUCCUCAUCAAUUUUUUUAUCCGCAUUAGAAAAACAAAGUGCAAAAACCUUUGUUCGUUUGAAGUCUGAGAUAUUUCAAAAACACAUUCUUGAUGGUUUUCUAGAGACUGUUGGAAAUACACCGUUAAUUAGACUUCCAAGAAUAAGCAAGGACGCUGGAUGUGAAAUUCUUGUCAAAGCAGAAUUUCUAAAUCCUGGUGGCAGUGUAAAAGAUCGAGCUGCUUAUUUCCUAAUCAAAGAUGCACUGGAUAAAAACUUGAUAAAGCCUGGAGGCACCAUUGUUGAAGGAACAGCUGGAAAUACUGGUAUAGGACUGGCACAUAUUUGUAAUGCAAUGGGAUUUAAAUGCGUGAUAUUUAUGCCAGAGAAUCAGUCAAAAGAAAAGAUUGAUAUAUUACGAGUGUUAGGUGCGGAAGUAACUACGGUUCCUGUAGUACCAUUUACCGACCCACUAAAUUAUAAUCAUUACGCACGACGAUAUGCCGAAAAAUUAGAUAAUGCAUUAUGGACAAAUCAGUUUGAUAAUAGAGCUAAUCGAAUGGGACAUUAUGCAACAACUGGUCCAGAGAUAUGGAGACAGACCAAUGGUAAAGUAGAUGCAGUUGUAUUAUCGACAGGUACUGCUGGGACAUUGGCUGGUGUUAGUAUGUUUUUAAAAGAAAAAAAUUCAAAUAUUAGAACUGUUUUGGCUGAUCCACCUGGCAGUAGCCUUUAUCAUUACAUUAAAAGUGGAAAACUCGAUCGCACGGAUGGUUCUUCUAUCACGGAAGGUAUUGGGCAAGGAAGAAUAACAGAAAAUUUAAAAGAUGCACCUAUUGACGAAUCAUUAUUCGUUAGUGAUCAAGAAACGGUUAAUAUGACAUUUCGUCUAUUAUGUGAAGAAGGUUUGUAUGUUGGUGCUUCCUCUGGUCUCAACGUAGCUGCAGCAGUAACGGUUCGGAUGCGACAAGAUGAUAUUUAUUUAGUUGAAAAGUUUACAAAAAUCUACAAUGAUAUUUGUCAAUUACGGCAGGCUUUUGAAUAUUCAACAGUAGAGUGUCGAAAUAAACGUGCUGAAAGUGAACCAAAUAUCACUGAUACACGAUAG